Lactuca virosa is the source of this 1648-nucleotide messenger RNA. Lineage: Eukaryota; Viridiplantae; Streptophyta; Magnoliopsida; Asterales; Asteraceae. The record is from the annotation of a GenBank genome assembly.
UGAAAAAAAAAAAAACAUGAAAGAUCGGUGACCCGGUUGUUACAGUUUAUCCUCGUGAUCUUCACAAACCCUUUUAGGGAUCUUCAUAAUUGGCAAACUCAUCGUCUUCUUCGACCAGAAUGACAUGGUUAAACAAACCCUUCAAAUAUUCAGGAAUGUAUAUGUAUAUUUACAUUUACAGUGGAAGAAACAUUAAAAAUUUAGCCCACGAAAAUGAUAGGUAAAGCAGUCACAUCACUCGUGAUCUUUCUCGUAACCAUCUUCAUCACAUACUCAAUCACAACCGGAGGUUUAGGAUCCGGACGAUUUGGUACAGUUGAUUUGAAAUCCCAGUUAUCUUUCUUCUCCAUUCCUAAAAAUGAUACCCCAUUACCUUGUCGCAGCCGAUCUCCGCUCAGGGUUUUCAUGUACGAUUUGCCCAAGAGGUUUAAUGUCGGUAUGAUGAGCAGUAAGUUCGCCGGAGACGAUAAUUCGCCGUUGAAUGCCAAUAGUCUGCCGACGUUGCCGCACUAUGCAGGGUUACACCAACAACAUAGUGUGGAGUAUUGGAUGAUGGCGUCGCUCUUGUAUGAAAAUGCUACGGUUGAUGAGAGCAGUGAGGCAUUGAGGGUUUCGAAUCCUGAUGCAGCGGAUGUGUUCUUUGUUCCGUUUUUCUCUUCGAUGAGUUUCAAUACUCACGGGAAGAACAUGACAGAUCCCGAUACUGAAUUUGAUCGACAAUUACAGGUUGACAUCCUUAAAUUUUUGAGGGAAUCUACCUAUUGGCAAAGAACUUCUGGAAGAGAUCAUGUAAUUCCAAUGCAUCAUCCAAAUGCUUUCAGAUUUCUUCGGGAUGAGGUGAAUGCAUCUAUUCUCAUUAUUGCAGAUUUUGGAAGAUACUCAAAAAGCAUGGCAAAUUUGCAUAAAGACGUUGUCGCCCCUUAUAUGCAUGUAGUAAAGUCUUUCAUGGAUGAUGACUCUUCAAAUCCUUACAAGUUGCGUACCACUCUUCUUUUCUUCAGAGGAAGAACAGUAAGAAAAGCCGAAGGCAAAGUUCGUGCCAAGCUGGAAAAAAUACUAAAAGGUUAUUCAGAUGUACAUUUCGAAGCAGGCUACGCUACAGGAGAAGGCAUAAACGCUUCAACACAGGGAAUGCGGACAUCAAGAUUCUGUUUACAUCCAGCUGGCGACACGCCGUCUUCUAACCGACUGUUUGAUGCUAUCGUGAGCCACUGUGUACCGGUGAUAGUAAGCGACCAUAUUGAGCUCCCUUUUGAGUCAGAAUUAGACUACUCAAAGUUUUCGGUUUUCUUUUCGGUAAAAGAGGCUUUGGUUCCGGGGUAUAUGGUUGAAGAGCUUAGGAAAAUACCCGAAGAGAGGUGGGUUGAAAUGUGGGGUCGGCUUAAAGAAAUUGCACAUCAUUAUGAAUAUGAGUACCCUCCCAAAAAAGAUGAUGCGGUUAAUAUGGUGUGGAAGGAGGUUAGGAGUAAAGUUCCUGCUGAAAGACUUGCUGUAAAUAGAAACCGCAGACUCAAAGUGCACGAUUGGUGGUGAUUGGUGAGAGUGACGAUAACAAUUUUUUGUAAAAUCGGUUAACAUUGAUAGAUGCUGUAGUUUUCAUUUGUAUCCCUAAAAUAGGGAAAAUAGAGUUUCUAGGGUGGGAAUCAUA